Messenger RNA from Neoarthrinium moseri, 1140 nucleotides. RefSeq lists its product as uncharacterized. Gene Ontology annotation, cellular component: cytoplasm. The record is from RefSeq and is a predicted model, not a curated record. Bases 1 to 1140 code for a protein of 379 amino acids. NCBI's taxonomy places the organism in Eukaryota, Fungi, Ascomycota, Sordariomycetes, Amphisphaeriales, Apiosporaceae. Gene Ontology annotation, biological process: nucleobase-containing compound metabolic process. The transcript is spliced from 4 exons. Gene Ontology annotation, molecular function: nucleobase-containing compound kinase activity; ATP binding; 5'-deoxynucleotidase activity.
AUGAACAAUAACGGGGAACUCGACUUUUUCAUCCAGUGUCUCGGACUCAAAGAACAGCCACGCAAUGGAUGGCGUAGAAGAGGCAUUAGCGAUGGAGAGUCCGUCGCAGACCACACGCUGAUGAUGUUGCUGAUGAUGCUGUGGAAAACUGAGGGGUUGCCAGCCGAAGACAGGCUCAAGGCCUUGGAGAUGGUCAUCGCCCACGAUCUUCCAGAGGCUAUCAUGGGCGACUACACUCCGGCAGACAAGGUCCCUAUCGAUCGUAAGCGGACAGAGGAAUCCCUCGCGAUGGAUUAUCUGCAAUGUCUGUCGUCAAGCGAGACUAUCGGCACCCUCAGGGACAGACUUGCGGAGUAUAAUGAACAUCAGACUCCAAUCUCGAGCUUGGUGCACCAAGUCGACAAGCUUGAACCCUGUCUCCAAGCAUUGCGUUACCAAAAGACACACCCUGACGCGCAGCGCUUGGAGGAUUUCCAGGCUCACACAGAGUACCUCAAAGAUCCGGCUUUAGUAGCUCUUGGGAGAACGGCCGUGGAGCAGUGGAAUCUCCCUCGCCUGAGACUAGAAUAUAUUUUCCUCAUUGGGGGCCCUGGAGUUGGCAAGGGGACACAGUGCCAGCUCUUAUCUCAAGAGAAUACUACUGCCUGCUUCUCGCUUGGGGAACUUCUACGCGAAGAGAAAGAUGAUGCCGAGAGCCAGUUCAAAGAUUUCAUCGAACGAAGUUUCAAGGAGGGCGUCGCGGUCCCGGGAUCGUUAGCCAUGCGGAUUCUUCGCGGAAGAAUUGCUGGUGCAGCUGACAGCGGAAAAUCCAUUGUCGUCCUAGAUGGGUUUCCACGGAGCUUGAAGCAGCUACGAGAGUUCAUGGCAGAGAUUUCCCCAGAGUUCUGCACGCUCUAUUUGCGUUGCGCUCCGGAUGUCUUGAGUCAACGUCUCGAGACUAGAGCGCAAUCAUCCAGCCGCACCGACGAUCUAGAUGCUAGCGUUCGUUCAUCGAGAGCAAAGCGAUUUGAGGCAGAGAGUCAAGCUCUUAUCACAGAGCUAAAGAAAUAUCCAUUCCGAGAGAUCGACGGCAGUCGCGCACAGAAUGACGUGGCUAACGACAUUCAGAGUUGCUUACAAAGUAUGCGCGCUGACACAUAA